This is a messenger RNA of Abrus precatorius (Indian licorice), 3031 nucleotides long. RefSeq names its product pentatricopeptide repeat-containing protein At2g33680-like. The transcript has a single exon. Gene Ontology annotation, molecular function: protein binding; RNA binding. NCBI's taxonomy places the organism in Eukaryota, Viridiplantae, Streptophyta, Magnoliopsida, Fabales, Fabaceae. The coding region runs from base 243 to 2552 and encodes 769 amino acids. The record is from RefSeq and is a predicted model, not a curated record. Gene Ontology annotation, biological process: RNA modification.
ACUUAUAUACUAAACAUUUAUCUAUUUUAUAAUUUGUGGGACAUAUGUUUUGAUAUAUUGCCGACUGUGAGGAUCAAAAUUAAAGAUUUUACUGUAACCGAUAGUUCCUUGUCCUUGAUGAUGAUUCAGUUGCUCAGCCCUGCCCUGUGGUUGAUGACUGAUUCUAAACUAUUGCAUAUCCUGUUUUGUACCAUAAGCAAGCAUUAGCAUUUAACUGACUCUGUCAGCUUCAACCAUUCCCAAUGGUUGAAGCAUUGUUCCAAACACUUGUUACAACCCCUAUUCUUUCUUCUGCAUACCCUUUCCACACCCUUCCACCCCACAAAGUAAAAACCCUCCAUAAUGGCUUCCACCCCAAUUUUCAUAAACCCAAACAAAGGCUCAAACUUGACACACCCCAAAGUUCUGAACUUUCUUCUGUUUCAACCUGUGGUCAAAACAUUGUUCUUCUUCAUGACUGGCCUCAGCUCCUUCAAUUCUCAAUUGGGUCACAGGAUUACAUACUGGCUCAGGCAAUUCAUGGGUCUCUAAUAAAAUAUGGUUGUGAAGGUGACCUGUUUGUGGAUAACAAUCUUGUCAACCUUUACACAAAAUUCAAUAAAAUGGGUGAUGCACAGAAGAUAUUUGAUGAAAUGCUUGUGAGGAGCGUAGUUACAUGGACUACACUCAUGAAGGGGUAUUUGAAGAAUGGUGAAAUUGAAUCUGUUUUCCAUAUUGCACGUGAUAUGUGUGUGCUUGGAGAGAAGUUCAAUGAGCAUACUUGUUCGGUGGUGCUUCAGGCAUGUCAAUCCCCGGAAGAUUGUGUUUUCGGCGAGCAGGUUCAUGCUUUUGUUGUAAAAAAUGGGCUUCAGGAGAACGUUGUUGUGGCUACUUCAUUGGUAUCUAUGUACUCUAGAGGUGGCCAAUUGGGUCAUGCAGAAAAAGUGUUCAGGGGUACAACUGUUAAAGAUGCUCAGUGCAUAAAUUAUAUGAUUUUGGAAUAUGGAAAGGCAGGCUUGGGGGAUAAAGCGAUUCAGAUUUUUGUUGAUAUGCUACAGUCUGGAUUGAAACCAAGUUAUUAUACGUUUACAAAUUUGAUCAGUGCAUGUGAUUCAAGUGUAGGACUUUAUGUAGGGAAGCAGCUACAUGGGCUUGCAGUGAAGUAUGGUUUUGUAUGUGAAACGUCUCUUGGAAAUGCAAUAAUUACAAUGUAUGGGCAACAUGGGAUGGUCAAAGAGGCUGAGAGAGUUUUUAUUGAACUGGAUGAGAGGUCUUUGAUUUCCUGGUCUGCACUUCUAUCGGUAUUUGUUAAGAAUGGCCAUCCUAUUAGCGCCCUUGAAGUUUUCUUAAAUAUGCUUCAGAUUGGUAUGCCUCUUGAUUCUGGUUGCUUCAGCACUGUACUUAAUGGGUGUUCAGAGUGCAAUAAUUUGAAAUUUGGGCUUCAAAUUCAUGGACUUACAAUAAAGCUUGGUCAUGUCUCCGAAGUAAAUAGUGGUACUGCUUUGGUAGAUUUGUAUGCUAAAUGCGGAAAUUUGCAGUCUGCAAGAGCAGUUUUUGAUGGGCUCCCAAAUAAAACUAUUGCUACAUUUAAUGCUAUUCUAGUUGGAUAUUUAAAUUCAAAAAUAACGGAUGAUGAAGUAGUCCCUAUGAUUUUAUUCAGCAAACUAAGAUCCAAUGGUGUGAGGCCAGACUUGGUCACAUUUUCACGGCUCCUUAGUUUAUCCGCUAAUCAAGCAUGCUUAGUAGCUGGGGAGAGUGUUCAUGCUUACACUAUAAAAGUGGGACUUGAAGAUGAUACUGCUGUAGGCAAUGCUGUAAUUACUAUGUAUGCUAGAUGUGGCAGUGUUCAGGAAGCCUAUCAAAUAUUUAGUGGCAUGAACCGUGAUUGUGUUACCUGGAAUGCCAUAAUUUCUGCAUAUGCCCUUCAUGGUGAAGGAGACAAGGCACUUUUGCUCUUUGAGGACAUGAAGGAACAGGGUUUUGCUCCGGAUGAAAUUACAAUGUUGGCUGUUCUCCAGGCAUGUAGUUACUCAGGUUUAUGGGAAAUUGGGUUGUGCUUAUUCGAUGAUAUGGAACCAAAGUAUGGGAUCAGGCCGAUGAUUGAGCACUUCUCUUGCAUCAUUGAUCUUUUAGGUCGAGCAGGAAAUCUAUCCAAAGCCAUAGAUAUCAUCAACAAAAGCCCAUUUCCUGAAUCAUCUUUGCUUUGGAGGACUUUUGUCAAUGCCUGUAAGCUGUGUGGUGAUUUACAACUUGGAACGUGGGCCUCCAGAAAAUUGCUUAAUUUAGCCCCCAAUGAGGCCGCCUCUUAUAUACUUGUAUCAAAUAUGUAUGCUGAAGGAGGCAUGCUUGAAGAAGCUGCAAAGGUGAGAACAGCUAUGAAUGACUUGAAGUUAAGAAAAGAAACCGGUUCCAGCUGGAUUGAGAUAGACAACGAGGUUCACUAUUUUAUAGCAAGUGACAAAGACCACCCUCAAAGCAGAGAAAUUUAUGCAAAUCUAGAUCUGUUAAAAGAUGAAAUAUAUUGGAGCUACAAGAACAGAAAUAAUCUCCAACUGCUCUCAGAUCCCCUGUGACAUAAUAUUGUUAGAGAUGCUGUUGUUCAUUAGCAUCAAUUCAUCGACAUUCUUAAAGGGUGUAGGGGAAUUUAACAGUAGAACACUCAUCCAUAAAAGUUAUCUGAUAGUUUCACUAUAGUAAUUCUGUAUACCUCUUCUGACCGGUAGAAGGUUCGGAAAAUCUGAAGAGUACCGCUUGUAAUAUUCAAUGUGCAGUGAAUGGCUGAAGCUUUUGAGUUAGAAGCUGGUAUAGAAACAAUUUUUGGUCUUUAUGCUCGUUUUCAUUAGGAUAGAAAGGGAACCAAAAUCAUUUACAUUUGUAAUCUUUAUGGGAAAUUUAGAACAUGACCUGAAAGAGUUCAUGCAUUAUAAUCCAUGAAAUGAACGGAAGAGUUCUGGCAUGUGAUGGAGUAAGUAGAUUUAAAUAUUACUGCAGUUAUUUUAGAAUGCUGUGUACCAUAUUUUUACACUGAAUAUAUCAAUGUGCAGCCCUAGGU